Messenger RNA from Dermacentor silvarum, 640 nucleotides. RefSeq names its product glucose-6-phosphate exchanger SLC37A4-like. The record is from RefSeq and is a predicted model, not a curated record. The transcript is spliced from 4 exons. Gene Ontology annotation, molecular function: glucose 6-phosphate:phosphate antiporter activity. NCBI's taxonomy places the organism in Eukaryota, Metazoa, Arthropoda, Arachnida, Ixodida, Ixodidae. The coding region runs from base 32 to 640 and encodes 202 amino acids. Gene Ontology annotation, cellular component: endoplasmic reticulum membrane. Gene Ontology annotation, biological process: phosphate ion transmembrane transport; glucose-6-phosphate transport.
UGCUAUAUACGAACUCGCAGCCAAUGCCUUCAUGAGCUGCAUUGAAGGUGGCGGUUUCCUGGGUGGCAUCCUGGCUGGUUACAUAACGGACUGGAUGAUCCUCUGGCACGCCAGCAAGGGCGGCGCUUGCGGAGCGAGCCCCAGGGUUCCCGUGUCGGUUGUUCUAACGGCUGGCGCCGCGGUGGCCUUUCACGUGUUCAGCUACAGCAUCACGGAACACUCGUCGGAGCUGCUGAUCGGCGUCAUCGGCCUCGCCUUGGGCGGCUGCCUGUACGGAGCCAUGGCCAUCUUCGGCGUGGUCGCCUCCGAGUGCGUGCCUGUGCACCUGUCGGGCACGUCGCACGCCAUCGUGGCCUUCGGCGGAAGCCUGGGCGGCGUCAUAUCGGGCUUCCCGCUCAGCCUGGUGGCCGAAUACUACAGCUGGUCGGCGGUCUUCCUGCUCCUGGAGAUAAUCAGCUUCCUCACGGCGUUCGCGCUGUUCGCCGGCAUGAACUUUGACUCGAGGGUGAGGGCGCCCGCCGCCAAGAAGGACGUCGCCGUCGUCGUCGCCGUGCCGGUGCCCGCACUGGUCGAUGCCGAUAAGCCCGACGCACUGCCGACAGAGAAGCAACCACCGUCCGGACUAGACGAGCCGUCUUAA